CCUUAACAAUGGCUCUAUCUGUUUCCGUCAGUGCUAACAAAGUCACACUAACAGACCCUGGAGAACAGUCCCCCAUUCAGGCCCGGUCCACCGGGGUGGGCGUUAGCCUCGGCCCGCCCACGCAGCACCCUGGCACUGCUCAGGGCUCCUGGUGGCCCAGCUGCACCUCUUCACAGGCAUGGCCGUCAGGAAGGGCACGCUUAAGCUGCACUGGAUCCUCGUGUUCAGCACUGCGGCAGUUGGCUGGUGCUCUGCUUCGACAUACGAGGCCGUGGAGGGGGGGUCGGUCGUCCUGCCCUGCCGAUACUCCGUGAAACAGCACGGACUGAGCCACCUGUGCUGGGGUCGAAGCUGUGGCACGUUCUGGUGCCAUGACAUCCUCCUGCAGGCUGACGGCGAAGGCAUCAUCUCCAAGGUCUCCGAGAAGUACCGCUUCACCGGCGACGUGCUGGCCGGACACGUGGACCUGAUCAUCCCGAGGGUGAAGGCCCCAGACGGUGGGCCGUACUGCUGCCGGGUGGACAUCGACGGGUACUUCAACGACAAGAAGAUCUCCCACAUAUUAACGAUUGUAAAAGCUCCAGUAGCAAUGACAUCGUCACUGGCUCCAGUGACACACGUCACAAAGCCGUAUACUACAACAUAUGGGUGGAUGAGAACUAAGCCGUGGCCUUCAGAGACUGUGCAACGCAAAUCCAGUCCACCCAAACCUCGGGUUAUAGAGGAGAAACCUCUCCCCAGCCCCUCCCUACGGAUCAACGUCCCUGUGCUCUCUUUUUCUCUCAGCGUGCUCCUGGUACUCCUUGGAUUUCUGGCCCUGAUGGGAUUAAAACGUGAGAUACAAAAAAGAAAAUCGAAAACAGAAAGCCAGACAGCUGUGGAACCUCCUCACAUCAUCCACGAGAUCCAGACCAGAAAACCUCUAGAAGAGAACAUCUACACCCUGGACUGAUUUACCUUUGAAUCCAGUGAGCACUGCGGUGAUCUCAAACAGCCAGUGCGAUGACAAAGGACACUGUCCGGUAACCGAGGCACCACCUAUGUGUCGUACCGUCAUAGGAAGCACUUAAAUAUCGUUUUGUGGAACUAGGUUUGGCCAUGAGCUGAAGAAACUGCUGGAUCCUUGCAGUAACGAUGUUCAAAAGUAUAUUGUAAGGGAGUCUUGCCAGUGUGUUAACAACGUGUGUGAAACUAUAAGCGUCUAACAGUGAGGUGUUGCUGAUGUUUCUCUAUCAUGUAACAAAUUAAUCCUAAUUCCAACUGAACGAGUGAAGGUGAAGUAUCAUUCUUGGCCGCAGUGCUUCACUACUUCAUGAUCUCAGUAAUGAACCAGCCCUUAAAAACGCUUCCCAAGUGCAAGCUUAUGCAUUUCAGUUCCCUUGUUCAAUUAAGGAACUAAGGGGGUGAAAUUUUCUCAGAUUUAAUUUGCAAGAUCUACACCAGCUAGUAUUGAGAAGAGAUCUCCCCCCCCAGGAGAAAUGAUAUCCGUUCUGUCCCACAGGAAACCCAGCUGCACGCAGUGCUCUUCCCUGGCUUUGCUGAAUAUGUAUAGCCCUCCAAAGAGUGGUUAAGGACAGGUGUUUUUAACCAGAACGUUGCUGGUUCAUGUCCCAGAUGGCACUGCACAAUGUGCUUUAACCCGAAAGCCUUCACUACAAAAUCCUGCUGAAAGUGUUCAAUAAAAACCAAGGCCAUCGUUGUCA
Messenger RNA from Brienomyrus brachyistius, 1703 nucleotides. It is a transcript of the gene timd4, whose product is annotated as T cell immunoglobulin and mucin domain containing 4. The transcript has 7 exons. Bases 179 to 952 code for a protein of 257 amino acids. The record is from RefSeq and is a predicted model, not a curated record. Lineage: Eukaryota; Metazoa; Chordata; Actinopteri; Osteoglossiformes; Mormyridae.